Populus euphratica (Euphrates poplar) is the source of this 1259-nucleotide messenger RNA. RefSeq names its product probable fructokinase-4. The record is from RefSeq and is a predicted model, not a curated record. Gene Ontology annotation, biological process: fructose metabolic process. Gene Ontology annotation, molecular function: fructokinase activity. NCBI's taxonomy places the organism in Eukaryota, Viridiplantae, Streptophyta, Magnoliopsida, Malpighiales, Salicaceae. Gene Ontology annotation, cellular component: cytosol. Bases 100 to 1086 code for a protein of 328 amino acids. The transcript is spliced from 4 exons.
UUCCCUUCUCUCUCUCUCUCUCUCCCCCCCACUCCCUCCUCUGCUUUCUCUAUCUAGAAAACACACAACUCUCCUUCUCGUCCCUCUCAUUCUCUUGCAAUGGCUUCCAAUGGAGUGAACGACAAGUCACUGAUCGUCAGCUUCGGGGAGAUGCUGAUAGACUUCGUCCCGACGGUCUCUGGCGUCUCCCUCGCUGAAGCUCCGGGGUUUGUGAAGGCACCGGGUGGUGCUCCGGCGAACGUGGCGAUAGCGGUAGCGAGGCUGGGGGGAAAGACGGCAUUUGUUGGAAAACUCGGUGAUGAUGAGUUCGGCAACAUGCUCGCCGGAAUUUUGAAGGAAAACGGCGUGAUCGCUACGGGGAUAAAUUUUGACACUGGUGCUAGGACUGCUCUCGCGUUUGUUACUCUACGCGCUGAUGGAGAGCGUGAGUUCAUGUUUUAUAGAAAUCCAAGUGCUGAUAUGUUACUAAGGCCAGAAGAGUUAAAUCUUGAGUUAAUCAGAUCUGCUAAGGUUUUCCACUAUGGAUCAAUAAGUUUGAUUGUGGAGCCAUGCAGAUCAGCACAUUUACAGGCAAUGAGGGUGGCGAAGGAUGCAGGUGCAUUGCUUUCGUAUGACCCAAAUCUGAGGCUGCCAUUGUGGCCAUCAGAAGAGGAGGCGCGUGAGCAGAUAUUGAGCAUCUGGGACGAGGCAGAUGUGAUCAAAGUCAGUGAUAAUGAGCUUGAGUUCCUCACUGGAAGUGACAAAAUUGAUGAUGAAACUGCCUUGUCACUUUGGCGUCCUAACUUUAAGUUGCUCUUGGUCACCCUUGGUGAAAAGGGUUGCAAUUAUUACACCAAGAAUUUCCAUGGAUCAGUUGAGGCUUUCCAUGUGGACACCGUUGAUACCACAGGUGCUGGUGAUGCAUUUGUUGGUGCUCUCCUUUGCAAGAUUGUUGAUGACCAAUCUGUGCUUGAGGAUGAGCCAAGGUUGAGAGAGAUACUUAGAUUUGCAAAUGCUUGUGGAGCCAUUACAACCACCAAAAAGGGAGCAAUCCCUGCUCUUCCUACUCCGGCUGCUGUCCUCAAACUGGUUAACGAAGGAAAAUAAACUUCUAUUUUUUUAAUCCGCACUGCAUUUUAUCCCUUUCCUUUCCAGCUCCUGGUUCUCAAUUCAAUCGAAGAGCUGUUGCAAUCUCAAAUUUUCGCAUUUUUCUCGAGUGUAAUGAUGGAAAAGACUUGCGCUUUAAGGUCUUGCCAAAUAAAAUUUUUCUUUUAAACAAA